GUUGCAUUUACCACAAGAAUCUACCACCCAAAUAUCAACAGCAACGGCAGCAUUUGUCUUGAUAUCCUGCGAUCACAGUGGUCUCCAGCUCUCACCAUCUCCAAAGUUCUCCUGUCUAUCUGCUCCCUGCUGUGUGACCCAAACCCAGACGACCCCUUAGUACCCGAGAUUGCCCGUAUCUACAAGACGGACAGGGAAAAGUAA
Messenger RNA from Menidia menidia (Atlantic silverside), 204 nucleotides. Lineage: Eukaryota; Metazoa; Chordata; Actinopteri; Atheriniformes; Atherinopsidae. The record is from the annotation of a GenBank genome assembly.